AUGGCGGCGCGGCCACCAGCUGCGACGCGCACCAAGAAGCAGAACCACGCCAAUAUCCCCUGCCCCAUCGAGAACUGCGCACGAUUCACUUACGGCAAACUCCCCGACCACUUGACUAAGAUCCACGGCCUCACGGGCGCCGAACGAGACGCCCUAAACGAACAACAACGCAAACGAUUCUUCAACGGAGAGCUAUGCCAAGUCCGCUAUUUAAAAGAAACAGCAAUCCGAGACCUCUGGGGAUCCGACUACGACGAUCCACGCAUCCGAGCAAAGAUACACCAAAGCUAUGGCCUAGUCAAGAUACGAAUAAUCCCCAUAGCUGAAACGCAACGAGCACGACCAUUGACGGAACAGGACGCGAAUGUUCUAACUGCUUACAAUGCCAGGACCGCUCCGAAAUCUGUCAGAGUGCAGCGACAGAGACAACGCCCCAGGCCAUAUCCAGCGCCUCAUAAUGACAGCAAUCCAUCCGAAUGUAGAGUUUCGAGCGAGUCAAGCGAAGGCGAAGAGAAUACUCGCACGAAUCCGUUACCACCUUCACCACCGCCAUCUUCGCCGUCUUUGCCCCCAUCCCCUGCACCUUAUGACCUCCAGCCCGUCGAGACCCGACUACCGAACAUAUUCGACUCCAAAAUCGACCAAGGAUACAAAGCCGUGAUCGACGAUAUGAAGAAAUCCAUGACAAUGGGCCGGACCCUCGGACCAAGAAAGCGGAAAGCAUAUCGCACCUACAGACGGUACGCGAAACGGCUGAUAGCAUAUUUGCACAGACAACAUUCACCUCUGGCUUAUGACGUGGAUGUGCUAUUAUGUGGGGAGAGACAGGUCUGCGCUUUCCUGGAACGUGUUAGUAGCGAACACAAGACUAAAACGUUAAGGAACUACAUAGUUGCGGCUAUAAAGUUACUGGAUUCACGUCUGUUCGCUAUAGAAACUGACCCUACUUGCAAAGAAAAAGUGGCUUCCAUGAAUCGAGUGUAUGAGUUCCUACAUGGUCGUCUGAAUGACUGUGACAGGCUGUUAGCACAAAAAGACAAUGCUCAGAAGAAAACUAGCUCUCCUAGUUUCGAUAGUGAUGUUUUGGGACACAGUUUUAAUGAUAGUUAUGACGACUUGGUAUAA
Pectinophora gossypiella (pink bollworm) is the source of this 1125-nucleotide messenger RNA. RefSeq lists its product as uncharacterized. Bases 1 to 1125 code for a protein of 374 amino acids. The record is from RefSeq and is a predicted model, not a curated record. Lineage: Eukaryota; Metazoa; Arthropoda; Insecta; Lepidoptera; Gelechiidae. The transcript has a single exon.